Halteromyces radiatus is the source of this 3650-nucleotide messenger RNA. RefSeq names its product trafficking protein particle complex subunit 10. The transcript has 21 exons. The record is from RefSeq and is a predicted model, not a curated record. The coding region runs from base 41 to 3586 and encodes 1181 amino acids. Gene Ontology annotation, biological process: intra-Golgi vesicle-mediated transport; early endosome to Golgi transport. Lineage: Eukaryota; Fungi; Mucoromycota; Mucoromycetes; Mucorales; Cunninghamellaceae. Gene Ontology annotation, cellular component: TRAPPII protein complex.
GUCGAACUUCAUUUCUUUCUUUUACUAAUUCAAGACCAUCAUGAGUGGGAAGAAAGUAACAGUAACGUAUUGUGACGAAUAUGAUGUGUGGCCCCUGAUAGCUGACGACCUUUCUUCUCGUCUACCUCUGAAAGGACUCGUAUGGCAAUCCUCAAACCAACGCGUUGAACGACAUAUUCAAUCUCUUGAAGUUGACUUGAAACGAUUUAACUUUGAACAAGUUCCUCAACCACUUUCCACUACACAGACAAACUACUUGAAUCUUUACUUUGUCUCCUGCGACGACAAUGAGGCAUACAAAACUAAAGUACGGCGACAAAUACGCAAUUGGGUAGAUAUCAUCAUGACCAAAAAGAAUCAAGAUUGGCUUAUUGUCUAUGUAGCAAGUCCUGACUCGAAGAAGACCAAUAGUUAUCUUGGAUUAAAGUCAUCUGUCUAUGAUAAAAUACGUACUGACUUUAAUCAAGGCAAACAAGAGAGGUGUGCAUAUAUUCGUAUUAAUGACUCUGAUGGACCUUCUUCUGAACUUUGGACAACUUUUGUAGAAAAAAUGAAAGAAAGUAUUCUCACUAGUUUCGAUAUGCAAGUACAACAAAUACAAGAAGAUACUCGUCGCUUAGAUAUGCAACGUCACAUGCCUGGAUGGAAUUAUUGUACAUUCUUUAUCUUGAAAGAAGGAUUAGCCCAAUCUUUUGAAAUUAUGACUCUUUAUGAAGAUGCAUUGAUCCAAUACGAUGAACUUGAAGCUUCCUUUUUCCAAGUGUUAAGAGACAAAGCUUUAGCAUGGUUUGGUCAUUUUGGUGGAACAGAUCCGGGUGAUGACAGUGGCAACAUUAUGGAUUUCAAACGCAAGGAUUACCGUGAUUUGAUCAACAAGAAUAUUAUAUCAGUAUUUGAUUUUCGAAGUUAUUUAUUCGCAAGACAAUGUAGGAUGCUACUCAAACUGCAGCGUAUUGUGGAAAUAUGUUCAAGAGCUCAAUUCUUUAUCACAAGUUUUAUUCCAUCUAUCCGUGAAAAUAAAGAACAUCUGACAAAUCAUUUUCUUGAAUCAUGGGUCUUCUCGGCUUGUAUGAACGUGGUGAAUGAAUGCGAACCAUUCUCAGCGCAAAUGGCAGCGAUAGAUCCUGAUUUUAUUAGUACUUACAGCGCAGUGAAAGCAGAUUUAUUAUUGACAGCAAGACGACAGCUGGACAAACUUGGCGUACAACAGAAACAUCUUCCCAACACAGCACCAUUCUCAAUUUACCUUGAUACACAAAUUCCUCCUAAUAAUGAAACCACAACUCUUGAUGAUUCCAAAACAUCCAAUGAUAUCACCAACCAAAAAUUGCUAGAAGCAAUCGACUCUGUGGAUGCCUUUGACAAGAUGUAUAUGGCACUUAGUACAAGAGCAAUCAAAAGCUAUGAUUCAAGUGGAAGAUCUCGUGCUGCUUUGGGUGUGCAUGGCGAUAUUGCAGCAUUAAAAUAUACAAGGGAAAAAUAUGAUGAAGCAGUUCGGAUUUUUGAAUCAAUGAUAUGGCGAUAUGGUGAACAGGAUUGGAGUUUUAUCGAAAAUAGUCUUUUGGUCAAAUGUGCGGACUCACAGAAACGAUUGAACAAGAUCAAUCAAUACGUUGAAUCAUUAUUGGCUCUACUCAAGAAUUCUAGUUGUCUAUCUUCCUGUCAAGCAGCACAAUAUGCAGAUGAACUGAUCGCUAAUGUAGGAAAAUUGGAUAAAGAAAUCAAGAAACCAUUCUCUCCUAUGCUUUCUGUAUCUGUGGUGUCUAUUUUGGAUGACGAAAAGGUCGAAAGUACUAGCGUGGAAAUUUUAAUUGAAAAUAACUUGACCAAGGCUUUACAUUUUGAUAACCUUCAGUUACAACUUGUCGGCAAUGAUCCUGAAGAAACAACAUUUUACAUCAAGAACAACACCAUCCAACCUGGAAAAAACACAUUUUUACUUACAAGUGAUAUUUCAACGUCUGGAAAUUAUGUUGUGGAAUCAUGUCAAAUGUUCAUUGGAAAAUUGAUCUUCCAUCAGGUCUUCAUGAAUGCUGAUCAGAAAAAACGUGUUAUACGACUUAAUCACGACUCCAAACGACUUAUUGCCACUGUGAGUCAACCAACAGAAGUACGAUUAGGUGAACGACAAUCAUUUGCUGUACGUAUACAAUCUAAAGAAACACCGAUCACCAACGGAAGACUCUUAUUGGAACCGCAAACUGAAGGAUUGGAAAUUAUCAACACAAACAAGGUCCCUGCAAAAUUUAAAACCCACAGUGGUGACAUUAAGCAAUUGGAAUUAGAUAUGCAAGAGGAUGGACAUAUUAUACUUCCAGCUUGCGAUGCUCAUGAAGAAUUAGAAUUGGCCAUCAUAUACGAAGGAUCAUAUACCGAAUUUGAUUACAGGGUAAAGACAACGGUGUCAUAUACUUGUGCAGGUACUGAACGCAAGUUUGUUUCCGCUGAUACAAUCUCGGUGGCAGUACCACUAUCAGUGACGGAAUCAAGUAUUUUUAGAGAAACAUGCAUAUUUCUUAAGGUUGAACUAUCGUGUAAUGGAACUCUACCGGUACGUAUUCUUGGAUCAAGUCUGUCACCUUCAAAAGUAUAUGCAGUGGAAAGUCAAUCUCAAGUGAAUCAAUGGAAUUUGACUCUCUUCCCUAGACAGACCGCAACUUUUGUAUAUAAAUUAAUCAAGAGAAAUGAGAUGGAUACUGAACAAGGGGUUACUGAUUCUCUAAGGUCUAAGGUUCAUUUCGAAGUGAAAUAUCGAACUCUCAAAGACGAGGUGGAAACAAGUGUUAGCGCUAUGCUAGAACGGAAGUUACGAGAACAUCACUUGGGACAACAUUUUACCUAUGUCUUCUCAAAGGUGCGCGAAGCCUUUUUAUCAUCUGUGGAUUACAGUAGUUAUGGACUGAUGGAUGUUGUACAUUUGGAUGAUUUUGAUGCCGAACUCUGUGAAUCUUUCCUUCUUCAUCGAGAUUUGAAAACCAAAGUUGAAUUAUUGGAUCUUAUCGAAGAAUUCUUUGAAGAACAUGAGGCCAUUACUAUGAAAACGAUCAAGGAACAAGCACCAAAGGAUUAUCCCCAACAUGGUAUUUCAUUUCCAUUAGAUGUGCCCACUUCGAAGAUUUUACAUACAGCUGAAUUGAUCCUGUCCAAUGAUUCUAGUUUAAUUGUAUCCGAUGCGUGUCCAUGUGUCCUACAAAUCAAGCAAUCGACAUAUUGGUGUGCAACAACAGAUACAAAUGAUCAAACUCAAGAUUAUAUCUAUGAUAUCGAUAUUGAUUAUGAUAAUUGGCUUCUUUCUGGAAAACGAAGAUUACGAUUCAGUUCCAAGCCUGGUGAAACCAUGGAAUUUCCUCUUAGUUUGAUCCCAUUGAAAACUGGCAAUCUUCUAUUACCACCUGUUCGUGUAUCAUCUAUUUCAUCAGAUAUUUUUGCAGCGACAGUAUAUACCAACAGUGCUCAACAAAUCCUGGUAAAACCAAAAUCAAAAACAGCUACUUUCUUUAUUGAACAACAACAACGUAUUUUGGCUAUGCAACCUUCUUAUGCGGAUGAUCCGACUUCAAGAACUCUCCCAGAAACAACAGUUUGAAUAGUUUAUUUAGAUGAUCUUGACUUUUUAUACCUUCUCUUUGUAAUAAAAAUUUGUAUUAUAA